GAACUCUUUGACUACAGGAACCGACAGAAGUAUUACCGUACUUCUUUAGUAAUAAAUACAAUUUUGUAGGUGGAAAAGAUCCAGGUCGCGUUCAACGGGUCUGACCAGUAAAACAUGUCCUGGGUUUGAUUCGACAGUUGCAGGGUGUUCGCUAUUCUGCAUAUGAAAAACACUGGACAGAUAUCUAGCAAAACUUAGCGUAGCAUGGCGUAAUGAUAACACGGUCGAAUAAUAAGGAUAGCAGCAGAGGAGACAGGGUUGGAUACGCACGCAUGGGUACGUGUUUGGGGUCCGCGUCUUCCGCUUCCAGCAGAGCCUCGCCGGGAGGCUUUGGCUUUAACUCCAGUUCAGUUCCACUGCGUGCUCCUAGCAUUGUGUUUGUCCCAGAUCUUUCUUCGUUCUUGGUCAGUUCUUCUUUGCGGUGCUUUUGUUACUUAAAUACAGAUACCGUUUUUGUGCAAAUCUUAUGGGAGCUACUGGUGUAGAGUAACGUGAGGAUUGAGAGUACCUAACUGGAAUAUAAUCUUACUGAGAGCAUUUGGAUUCUAUAAAAGAAAAUGCUUAUCGCAGCACGUUAAAGCUGGUCCUUAAACCCAUGCAAGGAGGGAAUGACGAGUGGUUAGGAAUUUUAAGUCGGAGAACAGUACCGGUUGGUUCGAGUCGUUGGGCUGAUUGUGAUAAUACGUCGUGUAAUAUUAUAUGGUGGACUAAAACAUAGUAAUUUAGCAAUGGGAGAGGAUCUAUAAUUUUCGAGAUGUGCUUUCGCAAAAUAAGUCAACCGUUGAACGUUUCACUGUUACCAUUAGAUACGGUUUAAUGGGUCGUUUUCAAAAAAAACGAAGAAGAUAAGUUUGAUGGGAAAAGUAUUCCUUGCUGUGAGAAUGAUGAAGAACUGUAUUGGGAUUGUGAUUUUGAUUUUACUGACGAGUCAAGUGUGCUAUGGCGAGCAGAGAUUUUCGGAGACGCCCUCGACAUACCAGGAGGUCUCGUCUGGAGACGAUGUCCAGUUGCGCUGUAGAGUCCAGGAUAAGAGGGGACAUUGCAUCUGGCAAAAGGAUCGUAAACCUGUUGGAAUGCAUCCGGAUAAGUAUGAGUGGGCAGGAGGACGAGAGAGCGAUUGCACUCUUCUUAUCAGAAGAGCAUCUCUUGACUUUGACGAUGGUCUCUGGGAAUGUCAGGUUACACCUGGUGAUUUUACACAGCAGGAUGCAUUAACUUCGUUGCCCGCUCGUUUACUUGUUAGAGUAAAACCCAGGCAACCACGUAUUGAGUACGGUGGUGUUGUAUUGACUAAUUCCUUGACACUGAGGGAGGGUCAGGAAGCUGUUUUAUCAUGCGUUUCAAGAUACGGGAAUCCGCCGGCUCUUAUAAAGUGGUUUAUAGGUGGUGAGGAAGUGGAGCCUUUGAGAGAUCAAACAAAUGCUACAGAGGUAGACAGUCCUAAGACCUGGGCAGCUCAUAGUCUUCUGCGUGUCCACGGACAGAGGGAAAAUCAUGGUCUACCUAUAAGAUGUCUGACUUUGCAUCCGUCAAGUUCGCUGCCAUCAAGUGCAGAAUCCAGGCUGGAUAUUCAUUACUCACCGGAGGUCAAGCUGGAAACCAGUCCCAGAGUUCUUACUGCAGCUCUGGUAGACUCGGCUAGUUUUAUGAGCCUAAAGUGUACCGCUGAUGCAAACCCUCCAGCUACAAUCAAGUGGUUCAAGGACUCUGUUUCUUUAACCUCAAAUAAUAUUGUACUGUUAGCGCAAGAUCAUUCUGAAUCAAAUAAAACUGUGUCAGGAUCCGAAUUAAGAUUCGAGCCUAUUAAGAAAGAGGAUGCUGGAUUAUAUUCGUGUAAAGCUUUAAAUGCUAUUGGUGAGAGUCCACCCGCUAAUUAUAGACUGGAUGUUCAAUUUGCGCCGAUAUUAAAAGUAAAAGAUCAGGAUCAACUUAGAAACGUUACUGGUGAGACUGAAGAAGCUGCUUUACUAGGAUCAAAUUUGGAGCCGUUUGAAUGUCCAGAAUACGAAGCAAAUCCUCCUGCACAGUACAGAUGGGUCCACUUGAGAGGUGGGACUACGGAAAUGAUUCAAAAUUUGGCGCACAAUAAGGAUGCUGGGAGACGUUUAAGAUUAGAGAACGUGAUGUGGUCUGAUGAAGGAGAAUAUCGUUGUGUGGCUUUUAAUAUUAUCAAUGGAGUGCGCCAAGAGAUGUCAAACGAAGCACGUUUCGUAUUACACGUCACUGGGCCACCGGAAAUACAAACAAGACCUUCUUCCGGUGAAAAGGGUCUGUUCGAAUCUGUCGGUUGGGCCGGUGAAGCUGUUCAUAGAUUAAAAUCAAGAUUCUGUUCACGACCGCCACCAAGACUUGUUGCAUGGCAAUGGGGUAGUUCUCACAUUAGAGCAGGUGAGAGUAUCAAUCCAAAGUAUGAAGCACUGCCAUUGGAGCCAAUAAUAGAGAACAAAAUGGUGACUAAUUGUUACUGGGCAAAGCUUGAGAUAAAGGAUCUGCAAAAGGAGGAUGCAAGGAUUUACACUUUAAUAGUAGAGAGUGAGAAAGGAAGAGAUUCUACAAAUCUAAAACUAAUAGUUCGUGACCCAACGGAAAUGCGAGUGAUAGCUGCAGCAACUGCAGUCGGAUUACUUUUCCUCCUUUUACUUAUUUCAGUAGGGGUUUAUUCCGCCCUGAAAGCUAAGCAUCGUCAAUAUCGUCAGGAAGUCGAAGAAGGUAGUAUCGCUGCCGAUGCCUUUUACAAUAGUGCUAGCACCAUGGAUCGUGAAAGACCUAUUAAUUCAUCUCAGAGUAAAACAUUCGCGCGUAAAGUGAGUCAAGAUGGGGGUCUGGCAGUUAUGUAUGACUAUGAUCAAAUUGCAAAACAAAGACGCGCCAUGAGCCCUGAAGCACUGAAGGUACGAAGAGCUCCAGCGAUAUUGCAAGCACCCACCAUAGUGUAAAAUAAUUUGUUAAGUCGUUAAACGUAAUAUUAACUUUUUUAUCUCAUUUGUUAAAACAAAGUGGACAACGAACAGUAGUUAAUGUGUCGUUACACCGUUGUUCGAAUUGAUAUUUUUUGAGAAACAUUGUGCGAUUUGAAAAAGUCAAAGAGCGCGAAAGAUGUUUGUGUACUGCCGACUUAUUUAUUGUUUUCAUUGUUGUAUCUUAUACGUAUGUAAACCGAAUAAGGAUUGAAUAAUACAUUUAUAUUAAUUUAUAGUACAGAUGGCGUACUGUUCAUAUUUCCCUUGAAUAUCCUGCAUAGUUUUUCUUUGUGUC
This is a messenger RNA of Cephus cinctus (wheat stem sawfly), 3255 nucleotides long. RefSeq names its product hemicentin-1. Gene Ontology annotation, biological process: cell-cell adhesion. Gene Ontology annotation, cellular component: cell-cell junction. Gene Ontology annotation, molecular function: cell adhesion molecule binding. The record is from RefSeq and is a predicted model, not a curated record. Bases 855 to 2936 code for a protein of 693 amino acids. Lineage: Eukaryota; Metazoa; Arthropoda; Insecta; Hymenoptera; Cephidae. The transcript has 8 exons.